UCUGAAACCAUACAAUAGCUCCGUCAUGCCAGUUUCUCCAAACGUAAGCAAAGUGGCACUGUGGAGCUGCUCACUUUCACAAAACUCUGAAAAGAGAGAGAGAGAAGGGUGUGUCUACCAAUCGGUUCAGCGAGGGACAUGCCCCACACCGCGUCAGAUCGAGAAGGGGAACGAUCUCAGUUUAAAAUCUCCCAGGCUCGGCCGCAGCAAUGGGGAAAGUGACAAAUUUUACAAUAGUCUACGACCGCGCCGUGGACAAUAACGUGCCGACCUACAGCUGCGGGGAAUGGGUCACUGGGCGGAUCGUUGUCGAGGUCAAUGCUGAGAUCGAGGUGAAAGCUCUUAAAAUUCACGCCAAAGGACAGGCGUACGUCCACUGGACCGAAACUGACUCGGAUUCGGAGUCUCAGUCCUACACUCAGAAAAUCAGAUACUUCAAACACAAGUACCUGCUGAUUGGUGUGGAUGGUUCUGAACAAGUUACAGUUUUACCUCCAGGCCGACAUGAAUAUCCAUUCAGCCUUGUGCUUCCACAUUCACCACCACUUCCUGCCACCUUCAAAGGCCCUCAUGGCGACGUGAGUUAUUGGAUGACAGCCAAACUGCACAGGCCUUGGAAACUGAGAAUUAAAGUGAAAGAAAUGUUUACACUACUCGACCAGAUUGACAUUAAUGCUCCAUCGCUGUUGUCACCACAGACUGCUUCAGAUGAGAAAACUAUCUGUUGCUGCUGUUGUGCCUCAGGCCCAAUAUCCCUAAAAGCCAAAAUUGAACGCAAGGGCUAUACCCCAGGUGAAUCAAUUCGAAUAUUUGCUGAAAUUGAGAAUAACUCUUCCCGCAAAGUGGUUCCAAAGGCAGCCAUUUAUAAGACACAGAUUUUCCAUGCAGAACGAAAGAAAAACAGGGUCACAGAACUGAUAACCAAAAUAGAGGGAGAACCAGUGUUAGCUGGAAAAUCAGAGAGCUGGAAUGGAGUGGAACUGAAAAUUCCAGCAUUGACUCCCACACUGAUGAACUGCAGCAUUAUCCAAAUGGAAUACUCACUGACGGUAUAUUUACAUGUCCCAAGCUCAUUAAAUUUAGAUGUUAAGUUACCAAUUGUUAUUGGUACAAUUCCCUUGCAUCCCGUCAACGGCCAGGCAACCAACUUUAGCACCCAGUAUGGCAUGAAUUACAACAACUUCAACAACUACAGUAGCACACUUCCUGAAGGGCCUGAAGCAGGGAAUUCUGGCUUUCUAUUCACCAAUCAGAACCCGGGCUUCCAGGCAGCAGGGAUGAAAAGUCUUCAGGAAUAAUGGAUUGAGUUUACAUUUGCCGUCUGGGAGAUGGAGAAUGUGGUGCCUACUUUGAAUUGUUCUUGAGUCAUUAGACAUAACUUAAUUCUUCUCCAAAUGCAUAUUUCAUUUAAAAACAACCAGAAUAAAAUAGGAAACAGAAACCAUCAUAUUAUGUUACUUCUAAGUACAUGCUAAUGGUUCAUUUACUUGCCAUAACUGAAACAACAUAAACCAUAAUUGCUUGAAUACCAACGCUGCUGUUGCAUAAAGAACUUCGUUUUGUAAUGUGAUAAUGCCAUUCUCUAAAGUUAUUUUCAGUCUUUCAAGUUGGGUCUGAUUUACGAGGAGAGAUUGACGAGGUUGGGAUUGUUUUUGCCGGAGUCCAGAUGAGUGAGGGGGGAUCUCAUAGAGACUUACAAAAUUCUAACAGGACUGGACAGGGUAGAUGCAGGGAGGAUGUUCCCGAUGGUGGGUGUGUCCAGAACCAAGGGUCACAGUAUGAAGAUUUAGGGUAGGUGAUUUAGGAUGGAGAUGAGGAGAUAUUUCUUCACCAAAGAGUGGUGAGCCUGUGGAAUUCAUUAACACAGGAAGUAGUUGAUGCCAAAACAUUGAAUGCAUUCAAAAGGCAACUAGAUAUAGCACUUGGAGCAAAUGGGAUCAAAGUUAUGGGGACAAAGCCGGAUUAGGCUACGCAGUUGGACGAUCAGCCCUGACUCUGAAGAAUGGAACAGCAGGCUCGAAGUGCUGAAUGGCCUCCUCUUGCUCUUAUCUUCUAUGUUUCUAUGUAUGUUUUAACAGUUAAUGUCUUCCAUUUAUACCUGCAUCUGUACUGUUAAAUCAUUUGUUGAUACCUUUACACAUAUGUACUCACUAUAUUGAUGUUAAAUACUUAAGUCACUAUGUUUGCUCAAAUCUUUUUCAGAGGAGUUGUACAAAAGAAAAGGUAGUUUUCCUCCUAAGUUUAAAGAAAAGCAUUACUUUUUUGCUGUAUUUUGCCUCCAGAAAAUCAGGUGCUGUGAUGGAGGAGGCAUCACAUUGCUGUUAACGUGUGAAUUUUCUGCUUGUUGUGCUGUACUGAUUAAAAGCUUCAAAUUGAAGAACAACAUCACAGAUUUGCAGCAGAAAAAUGGCAGCAAAUUGGAAGUGUUUUCAAGGGAACCAGCAUUCAAACUUCAUAGAACAAACUUAGUUUGUUAAGUGCUUCUUAAUAUUAGAAUUAUUGUUUGCUUUACAAAACAUUAUUAAUGAAGUCACAAAUUCUAAGGUAGAGCAUUCUUUGAAAUUGUUUUUGCUAAGCUAGUGCUGCUUUAUUAUAAGUGCAACACAAAAACCCAUCAAAGCACAGUAGUGGGGUUUCUUUUAUACUUCCAGUGGAGUAAGUAUGUAGAUUGUGAAUGGUUUAAUUUCUCACCCAGGCGUUUGCUUAUUUUAUGGUCUGUGCCACUGCUCAGUUUGUUUGUUUAUCAGUGGUACUUUCACAUAUUUCUUGCUUGGAACAGUUCGAAUUGAAGGCAGCAGUUAUGUUGCGAAGGUUCAAAAAUAGCAAGUGCUGGAGAAACUCAGCAGGUUUGGCAGUACUGGUAGAGAGAAAAACAGUUAACAUUUUGAGUCCAGUGAUUCUUCAUCAGAGUGUCAGAACAUUAGUUCUGCCGAAGGAUCACCGGACAGAACAUUAACUCUGUUUUUCUGUCUACAUGUGCUGCCAGACCUGCUGAGCUUCUCCACCAUUUUCUAUUUUGGGUUCAGAUUUCCAGCAUCCAUAAUUCUUUGCUUUUAUUACUAUGUUGUUAUGUUAUAUUCUUAUAUUAACAUGGUUGAUGUUAAGAUGAACUUCUGACCACAUAUCAGUCACUAUUCAUUCCACCUAUUUCCAUCUCCAUAUGAUUACCCAACAUUUGCCCCAGCGUCAGGGCAUGCCUUUGGUAUCCUCAGAAUUGCCUACUGUAGCAGUUGGUUGUAUCCCAUCAUGCCCAUUGACUUACAUUGGCUCCUGAUUGAGCAAUUUGAUUUUAAAAUUUUCAUCUCUGUUUUUAAGUGCCACACUGGCUUCACCCUUCUUUAUUUCUGUGACCUCUUCCAGCCCACAAUAAUCUGGGCUUUCAGUGUGCCUCUAAUUGUAAAAUUUUAGGAAUCCCUGAUUUCAAUUGCUGCAAUAUUGUGUCCUGCUCUGUAGCUAUCUGGGCUCCGAGUUCUGGAAUACACUCACUACACCUUUUCAUCUCUCUCCUUUAAAACUUUCCACUUUUGACAAGCUUUUGGUCAUGUGACCUCGUGGGCUGGAUUAUCAUAGCGUUAUGGUUAUUCCAGGGAUCUUUAAAAUGGCAAAUGGGAACAAAUCUAGUCCUGUCCCCAUCUUCCCAACUCCCACACCUACAACCUAGAAAGACAAGAACAAGAGAUGUAUGGAACAUCACUACCUUCAAUCUUCCCUGAAAGCCAUACACCAUGUUGAUUUGGUACUAUAUUAUCAUUCCUUCACCAACACUGGUUCAAAAAGCUAGAACUACUCCCCGCCCUUUCCAUGGGCAUACUUAUACCCUAAGGACUGCAGCAGAGCAAGAAGGCAGAUCACCACCAGCUUCUCAAGGACAGGGAUGAGCAAUAGGGUUAGGGUUAGCUAGAAUAGCUAGUGACUCCCAUAUUUCAUGAAUGAAUACAAAAAGAAAUUCUGGCAGAUGCUGUCAUUGCCAAGGUGUGAAAUGGGAGUGGGGGUGUGACUCAGAUGUAGGAAAUCUGAACUCAGUAGGGACUUGGAAUUAAUCAUAUUUUCACUAAAACAUGGACCUUCUGAAUGUGGCAUUAUGAAUCAUUAGAAAAAUCACAAAUGCUCUUGAAGAGCGGAACAGCCACCAAUUUAUUUAAAUGGCGUUUUUGAGAAACAAAACAACAUUGCCAACUUAUGUCUGUGUGAGUAGAAGAAUAUCUAGCAAUUUCUAUAGCUGUUUGUUGACUUAAUAUUUUGUGCUAUAGUUACAGCAUUGUUAAUGGUUGGUUGAUUUCCACAUCACAGUGACAGGUGGAAUUGACAGUUUGAAAGCUCAAAGAAGUUAUUAGAGGAUAAAGUAUAUGAUAGGGGUUCAUGUUUUUUUUAUACAUAAGGAGUUUAACCUCUUGAACAAAAACAGAUGCUGCUGGAAAAG
This is a messenger RNA of Stegostoma tigrinum, 4420 nucleotides long. Its product is annotated as arrestin domain-containing protein 3-like. Bases 210 to 1298 code for a protein of 362 amino acids. The record is from RefSeq and is a predicted model, not a curated record. Gene Ontology annotation, cellular component: cytoplasm. The transcript is spliced from 7 exons. Lineage: Eukaryota; Metazoa; Chordata; Chondrichthyes; Orectolobiformes; Stegostomatidae. Gene Ontology annotation, biological process: protein transport.